This is a messenger RNA of Penicillium diatomitis, 468 nucleotides long. RefSeq lists its product as uncharacterized. The record is from RefSeq and is a predicted model, not a curated record. Lineage: Eukaryota; Fungi; Ascomycota; Eurotiomycetes; Eurotiales; Aspergillaceae. Gene Ontology annotation, cellular component: mitochondrion. The transcript has 3 exons. Bases 1 to 468 code for a protein of 155 amino acids.
AUGCUGUCCCAACGGAUUCUGGCACGCCGCCUGCCCCAGGUCGUUGCCCGUAGCACCAUUGCUCCCCGCGCAUCCUUCUCUCAGAUCCCGGCUCUUCGUGCUGCCGAUGUCGAGGAUCCCUUCCAGAAUGGCAACUACCAAAACCCUCCCCGCGUAAAGCGCCAGUUCAGAGAUCCUUAUGGCGGGUGGUGGGAUAAGCAAGAGAAGCGCAACUUUGGCGAACCCGUUCACGAGGACAACGAGAUUCUUGGUGUCUUCAGUCCCGAGCAGUACUCCCACGUCAGCUCCCGCAAGGCCUUCCGUCACCUCGGAGUGUUCGUGGCCACUUUCCUGACCCUGUGCGGUGUUGUCAGCCUCUACUACCCCGACAAGCCCAGUGCUCCUAAGGUCUAUGUUGAUGGCCUGGAGAAGGAGCUGGGUGGCCCCAAUGCUGUUCCGGCCCGCAAGUCCGGUGAGGACAAAUGGUAA